AUGGUCAAGACAGAUCACAUUAAAUACAUUGAUGACUACGAUAAGAAACAUGCACCAACAGAUCAUGUUUUCCACCCCACCACAAAGAGAGAACUUCGUCGAAUGAAACAAUCUCAAAGUUUGUGGGGAAAUAUUGGGGAAACACUCACAAGCACAUUGAAGAAUGUUCCACUUGUGGGAGAACAAGUGGAAUCUCAACAGAAAAUGUGGGAAGAAUCCAACUUGAAACAGGAAAGAUUGAAAGGUGAUAAUAAUAUUGGAUGGGGUGGCAUUACACUUGAAGAUACAGUGUUUAAUAAGUUGUUUAAUGAGACUGAAUAUUAG
This is a messenger RNA of Naegleria gruberi, 324 nucleotides long. RefSeq lists its product as uncharacterized. The record is from RefSeq and is a predicted model, not a curated record. Lineage: Eukaryota; Heterolobosea; Eutetramitea; Acrasida; Naegleriidae. The transcript has a single exon. The coding region runs from base 1 to 324 and encodes 107 amino acids.